AUGUACGGAAGCUGCCUUUUGGAGAAAGAAGCAGGCAUGUACCCGGGCACUCUCAGGAGCCCUGGGGGCAGCGGCACAGCUGGGGCGGGCGGCACUGGGGGCGGUGGGAGUCCGCUGCCAGCUUCCAACUUUGCUGCAGCCCCGGCUUACGCUCACUACGUGGGGUAUCCCCAUAUGCCCGGCAUGGCUCCUCACGGGCCAUCCCUGGGAGCCUGGGGCUCACCCUACAGUCCCCCCCGAGACGACUGGAGCGCGUACCCUGGGCCGUCCAGUACAAUGGGCACAGUGCCCAUGAACGACAUGACCUCGAGCCCCGCCGCUUUCGACUUGCCCAACUACAGCAACCUGGGCCCCGUAGGCGGCGGAAGCAGCGGCGGCUGCCUGCCAGGCCCGGCUGGCCGGUCGCUAGUCCCCAUCGACGCCGGCACCGCAGACGCCAAUUCCCCCAGCAGGAGCCGCCACAGCCCCUAUGCAUGGAUGCGCAAGACGGUGCAGGUGACCGGAAAAACCAGGACAAAAGAAAAGUAUCGUGUAGUUUACACAGAUCAUCAAAGGUUGGAGCUGGAAAAGGAAUUCCACUGCAAUAGAUACAUCACUAUCCGAAGAAAAUCAGAGCUGGCAGUUAACCUGGGCCUUUCUGAGAGACAGGUGAAAAUCUGGUUUCAGAAUCGCAGAGCCAAGGAGAGAAAAAUGAUCAAAAAGAAAAUCUCCCAGUUUGAGAAUAGUGGAGGCUCAGUGCAAAGUGACUCUGGCUCCAUCAGCUCUGGGGAACUGCCUAAUACUUUUUUCACCACCCCAUCUGCGGUCCGUGAAUUUCAACCUAUUGAGAUACAGCAGGUCAUAGUCUCUGAAUGA
This is a messenger RNA of Propithecus coquereli (Coquerel's sifaka), 855 nucleotides long. It is a transcript of the gene CDX4, whose product is annotated as caudal type homeobox 4. Gene Ontology annotation, molecular function: RNA polymerase II transcription regulatory region sequence-specific DNA binding; DNA-binding transcription factor activity, RNA polymerase II-specific. Lineage: Eukaryota; Metazoa; Chordata; Mammalia; Primates; Indriidae. The transcript has 3 exons. Gene Ontology annotation, cellular component: nucleus. The record is from RefSeq and is a predicted model, not a curated record. The coding region runs from base 1 to 855 and encodes 284 amino acids. Gene Ontology annotation, biological process: regulation of transcription by RNA polymerase II; anterior/posterior axis specification; embryo development.